This is a messenger RNA of Myodes glareolus (Bank vole), 675 nucleotides long. NCBI's taxonomy places the organism in Eukaryota, Metazoa, Chordata, Mammalia, Rodentia, Cricetidae. The record is from RefSeq and is a predicted model, not a curated record.
UCGUGUAGGCGGGCCCUCCCGGCCGGCGCGAGUCCCGGGACGCUGAGCUGCGCGCAGCGGAAUGGGCUGGUGGCGGGCUGUGCUCCGCUCCUUGUGGAGCUCUCUGUCGAAGGAGGUGAGGGAGCAUGUAGGCACGGACCAUCUGGGAAACAAAUACUACUACAUCGCCCAGUACAAGAACUGGAGAGGACAGACUAUUCGAGAGAAAAGAAUUGUAGAAGCAGCAAACAGAAAAGAGCUAGACUAUGAAGCAGGAGACAUCCCAACAGAAUGGGAAGCAUGGAUUAGAAGAACAAGAAAGACUCCACCCACUAUGGAGCACAUAUGGGCAUGGACAUGGGGCCAGCCAGUGCCACGGAAAGCUUGCCAGUGGGAAUAUCCUCAAGAGAGAAUGAUUCUCCGUCUCUCAGCAUCCGUGAGGGGUGGGUCGUGGAGAACACCCUGCACCCCACACAUCCUGGAGUUCGGCUUGUGUGACCUUGUACAGGGACCAUGAGUGCAGUAGCCAUGUCAUGUCCAGAAGGCGGCAUUGAGGAGCACCUCUCCCCAUCCUCCAGUUCUUAUUCUUUCACAGUCCCUGGACCUUGGAGUUAGGAGGAGGUGUUGAUCAGUCUCUGUUUUCAGCACUUACUGGAUUCCAUGUGUCUGCCCUGACUAAACGAACUGGGGAAAGAA